CCACCAUCUUCCACGCAUUGCAUUAGAGAGGCUUCUUUUUUGGUCUUUUUGCUUUUCUUAUCACUCCAGCAUUCAUCUUCAUAUAUACCACUUUUUGUGAUUCAAAAAUCAUCUACUACCACACAAGAUGAAGUUCUUCGCGACUCUUCUCUUCGCUGCCGUCGGCGUUUCUGCCGCCAGCUCUGCUACUUCGCCAGAUACCCCAGGCUCUACCUGUCUGGCUGACUACAUCCUCGAGGACUGCCUCAACUCAACUACCAAGACUGCCAACGCGUGCAAGCCUACCGACUAUGACUGUCUCUGCGCCGCGUACCAGGCUGUCUUGACCUGCUACAACAACUGCCCCAACGACAUCCGUGCUCCCUCAGUCCAGCAACAGGUCGACUCCUACUGCCGGACCGCCUCCCUCCUGUCGCCCAAGACAACAGCCAGCACCCCCAAGACCAAGACUCAGGACUCUUCAAACUCGCAAGAGACUUCCUCUGACUCUGCCCCCAGCAAUGACGAUACGUCUGCUACCGAUGCUGGUCCCACUCAGACCGGUGCCUCCCGCACAAGUGCUACUACGGCUGCUCGUAGCUCGAGCUCCAACGCAGCCGCUACCAUGGGAAGCGUUGCUGGCCUCGUCAUGGCUGUGGCCGGUGCUGCUGCCGCCAUGAUCUAAUGAGGGGAUGAUGUCAGGCGUUGCAUGUGAAAAGAUUGAAUGAAUUGGAAUGUUGGGCUAGGAGCACAACAAGCAGGCGUAUAAUAAUAAUGGGGACCUGGUUCGGCGCGCGUUUGUCCGUGUAAUUCUAGUUUACCUCUUAAUAUGACGUUAGGAUUCCGCGCCUAAUUACCUUUGUCUAA
Trichoderma virens Gv29-8 is the source of this 846-nucleotide messenger RNA. RefSeq lists its product as uncharacterized. The coding region runs from base 128 to 664 and encodes 178 amino acids. The transcript is spliced from 3 exons. The record is from RefSeq and is a predicted model, not a curated record. Lineage: Eukaryota; Fungi; Ascomycota; Sordariomycetes; Hypocreales; Hypocreaceae.